AUGGUGGCCAUUCCCUCCGAGGAGUCGUGUGAAUCCUCAGCAGGAGUUCCUCUAUUAGCCGGAGAGCAGCGUGAAGAGGCAGAGCGCGUCCCUUCCCCAACUUCUGAAGACAGCGUGUCAACAAUCGCACCCGAGACUGGUACGGCGACGAACUCAGGACAAAUCGAUGAGUCAACCCAAGUGGAUUCAUUUUGGCAUAGACGACGCCUGGAAAAUUAUCCCGGUAUCUCUCGCAACGAUCCCGAUGUGUGGUCCUUAUUCACCAGAACUACGAUUCGUUCGAUAGCCAACGAACCAGAAGAACAAGAUCUAGACACGCCAUACUGGGGAUUUCAGAUUUUGUCUAAAAGCCCUGGCGUGUGGUUUUUCGAAGCGUUGGCAUUGAUAAUUUCCUUGUCUUCCUUCGCAGGCAUAGUUAUCCUCUUGAUCAAAUACGACGGCGAAUUGCAGCCCGAAUUUACCGACCAGAUAAGCAUCAAUGCCAUCAUUGCUGUUUUUUCCACCAUUCUUAGAGCUACGCUUCUGUUCAUAUUGUCUGAGGUUAUUGGAGAGUUGAAAUGGAAUUGGAUGGAAAGUCCGCGGCGUUUGCGCGACAUAGUGUGCUUUAUAAACGCUGGCACGGGACUAGUUGGAUCCUUGAAGUUUCUCUUUUUCUCAUGGAAGCCGAUACUAACCAUUGUGAGCGCCAUCGUCGUCAUCGCCUCCUCUGCUAUUGGUCCCUUUUCCCAACAGGCUUCCGCGACGUACACUUGCGACCAAAGCGUGGAGCAGACAGCGCAAAUACUAGUUACAUAUAACGCUUCCAGCGCCAUGACUCCUGAAAUGCGCGGCGCUGCAGUCAACGGCUUGAUGUAUGGGAGUGCCGACAACUCUCUUGCCACUUCAAGCCUGUUCAGUUGUCCAGCCAGAAACUGCAAGUUCAAAUCCUCUGACGGCAUCACACACACCUCUGUGGGGAUCUGCAGUACCUGUAUCGAACAAAACGCCGGAUCCAUGAAGACCGACGGAGCCGACAACGCGAUCAAUCAACUAAGGCUAUCCUGGAAUAACGGUACAGAUAGCCCAUUCGUAUUGGACAUGAAAGCUGAAUUCAAGCCAAUGCCAGGGUGGGACAGUCUUGGCGCGCAGUCGAAGCCGUCAUUUGCUUUCGGUUCAUUGCUAGGUGAGGAAAUGACAAUACUCAUACGUGUUCUCAACAAGGGUAGUUCAAUGCCAUCAUAUCCAAGUCGUAACGAAUCAAGGCCGGAUGUCUUGGCUGUCGACUGUACCAUUUACCCGUGUUCUCGAACUUACUAUGGCGAAAUCGUCAAUGGCACCUUUAAGGAGAACGUAAUUUCCGAAAGUCGGCUGCCCUACGUAUUCAAUUACGGCCCAAAUGUCGAAAAGACCACGAGUGCGGAUUUCGGCGGCUUCAUCAAAUUUACGGAGCCUUGUUGCUUUUACGGCCACUGCUACUAUACUUCAAACAUAUCCCAGGCAUUGAAGUCUUCGUAUGCUCAAGACCAAAAUUGGACAUCUUGGGAAUUUAACGACGAGGUUAUUCGAUUUCCAACCAAAUGUACGAGCAUACUUGGCGCGGACACCUACGGUAGUGUACAGGACUUUGUCAACAAGACUAUUUUGGGGUCUUGCACCGUUUUCGGCCAUGGCCAAUAUAAGAAUUCAGGAACGGCACAAUGCGGUGAAAAGUGGUGGAUAAAUUCGGUAUUCAGGAAAGGAAAUGCUUCAUUCCAAAGCGUUGAUGAGGCUUUCCAUGGUAUGGCCACUUCGAUAACGAAUCUUAUGCGCAGCAAUGGCUCGGACUGGGAUGGCCUACCACACGCUAGGGUCACGGGAUCAAGUAGUAUUCCCGCAAUUUGCGUUCAAGUCUACUGGGCAUGGCUCCUUUAUCCAGGAUCCCUGCUCGUACUCACAACUGGCCUUUUCGUGUACACAUUUGUCGAGAGCAAGGUAAGCGAUCCUCGGCGUCCUGUAUGGAAAUCGAAUAUUCUACCUCUGAUCUUUUACGGCAUCAAAACGAAAACAAGUUCCUCAGAUGGCCACCAUACCGAAAAUCAUACGAAAGUCCCUCUAAUGAAGCUCGCUGAGCUAGAGGUAGUGGCGGAUAAUACCAUAGUACAGUUCCACAGCCACAUCGAUAGCCCGGGAUUUGUAGCCGAAGAGGGCGAACAUAGUUUAGGCAGUGUGCUUGCUGAGCUUAAAGAAGGUGGCAUGUGGGCACUAGCAAACAAGGAGAAAGUCCGGCCACAAGCCGAGGCAUCCAAGACUACGUCUUGGUUGCGUAAGCGACGACCAACAGGUGGCGGUGGCGUUGUUUAA
Messenger RNA from Colletotrichum siamense, 2319 nucleotides. RefSeq lists its product as uncharacterized. The transcript has 3 exons. Lineage: Eukaryota; Fungi; Ascomycota; Sordariomycetes; Glomerellales; Glomerellaceae. The coding region runs from base 1 to 2319 and encodes 772 amino acids. The record is from RefSeq and is a predicted model, not a curated record.